AAGGUUUAGUAUGACAUGUCUGCACGUUUUUUGUGUUGUCAUUAAUCAUGGCAGCCGAAGGAGACUUCCUGACGCGCUAUCGAGCAGUGUCAAAUAAACUGAAAAAGCGAUUCCUUCGGAAACCCAAUGUCGCUGAAGCCAGCGAGCAAUUUGGUCAGCUAGCCAAAGAGUUGAAACAGCAGGACUGUCUUCAGUAUGCAGCGUUCUGUAACUUGGCUAUGGCUCGACCCAUACUUACCAGAGGUGAGGUGCCUUGCAUUCAACCACCGCCUUUGUGUAGGUGCGAGCAGACCCUGUUCAACGCCCCGGGGGAGGCCCUGGCACUGACCGACGCCGCCCGCCUCUUCCUGCUCUCCGAGCGGGAGAACAGGGCACUCCAGGCCCCAGGCUUCGACGAGCACCUGCAGGCCGCGCUCAACUGCUACAGCUUUGCCAUAAAGGUGUACAUCGAGAUGAACCAGCCGGUCAUGGCCGCUAGUUUGUGUCUGGAGUUGGGUAAUGCUCUCAAGGAGAUGAACCGACCAGGAGAGGCGAUAGUCCACUUCCAGCGAGCGGCAGAGCUGCAGACACAGAUGCCCAUUGAGUCCCUGCUGUCACAGUGGGAGAUGGCCGCCUGCAAGAUCCUCACUCGUGACUAUGAUGGCGCGCUGGCCGUGCUGUCGGAGAUGCAGCUCACCUGUCAGGAGAGAGGACUACUCCUGCCCGGCACAAACACCCCCGUCGGGGCGUUUAUGGACCUCAUGGCCAAGUGUGAGAUCUCCAGAGUGCUCCUGCUCAUGCUAUUAGAGCCCCCGCCUCAGAAGCUACUUCCUGAGCACGCCCAGACGCUGGAGAGGUACGCCUGGGAGUCCUUCGACUCGCACAGCCAAGUGACCUUCCUCGCAGAGAACAUCUUCCUGCUCCUGCAGUCUGUUGUGAUGGCCUGUCAAGAGAAAGACACGGAGUCCCUAAAAUCUCUGCAGAUUGAGUUGUGGCCUCUUCUCUCGGCUGAGGAGAAUCACCUUCUCCAUUUGGUGGUGCAGGAGAGAAUCACCCCCUCUGGCCAGGGCAUUUAGUUUAACCCAUUUCAUCUGCACCCCCCCACCCACACCCCCCCUACAAAAUCAUGGUCAAUGGAACAUUCCACCCGCUCUGCCUGGUGCAGAUAGAACACUUACAUUUCUUUUUGUUUCUGGAAUGUCCGUUUAAGAAAAAACUAAGUUCACUAUGGAUGCAACUUCAACACGCAUUCCUUAUUUGUCUUAUUGUCAAAGCUGAAAUGUCAUCUGUGGUUCGAUCAUGUGUUUUUGCACAAGAUGGCCGCCCUGGAUGAUUUUGUCUGUUUAUAGUGGAGUCCCACCAUCUUGUGAGCUCCUGCACAGUGUUCAUUCACGUCUUGAUGCGCAGCCUGCUGCGACUGAGCUGUGAGGCUACAGAGAUUAUCUAUUUAUUGGAAGUUUGAUUUCUGAAGUAUAUGAUUAUAUAAAUGUCAGAUGUAAAUAUAUUAGCAAAUAAACAGAAAACAAAUAAUUACUG
Messenger RNA from Clupea harengus (Atlantic herring), 1515 nucleotides. RefSeq names its product coagulation factor VIII associated (gene f8a). Lineage: Eukaryota; Metazoa; Chordata; Actinopteri; Clupeiformes; Clupeidae. The record is from RefSeq and is a predicted model, not a curated record. Gene Ontology annotation, cellular component: early endosome. Gene Ontology annotation, biological process: vesicle cytoskeletal trafficking. Gene Ontology annotation, molecular function: protein binding.